UUUACCAUCCCCCUUUCUCCCCCUCCCAUCUUUGCUGUUGUGAAACACUCUAAAAUCUUCGCAACUCACCCACACACAGUUGAAGCCAAAAGCUUCACAGAGAUGGACACAAAUGCAGGGAGUGAGCCCAUGCAGGAGAUUGUGGGACCAACCACACAAACUACUGGUGGCAGUAAACCUCUGCAUCGCUUCCUCAAAGGAGAACCAAAAACUGUUGGGAUUGUGCUGUUGUUCCUCGGCCUGUGUCUGUUCAUUUUUGGAAUUCCUCUGAAGAGUGACAUCCUGGAAACUUCAGCAGAAACAUAUAGCCCCUUCUGGCUGGGCAUCUUGUACUUUAUAUGUGGUGUUCUCUACAUACAAUCAGAACGUAACCCAACAAAAAAGAUUGUCACAAUUAGUCUUGCAUUUAGUAUCAUCGCAAUACUGGGGACUAUAAUUGGUGCAAUCAUUUUCAGCAAAACUUUAGUCUCACAUAGUCAUUAUAUGAUGUAUCGAGAUCCUUUCGGCUUCAACGAAACUGAUGUAGUCACGGAACAUUAUAUGCAAAUCUACAGCCUGGAAGCUGUGUUCUUGUUCCACAGCUUGAUAGCAGGAGUGAUCCUCAUCGCCAUGUCUGUGUUUGCCCGUCUAGCACUACGAUCAAGUCACACACAGAUGUUAGUAGUCAUGCGUUACCCACCUUCAUCAGAGUGAGGCCUAUUUAGAGAGAUCUUGGCUGAACGCUGGUUGGUGAAAGAGAGCUCUUAUUAGCAUUCAUUACAACAAGUCACUGUUUAAAAAGGUCAAAAGAACAAAAAGAACAGGCUAUUUGUGACAGGAAAGCCAUUGGCUUAAUGGCUAAAUAACUCAGCUAUUUGGGCCACACUGUAUUAUUGCUUUAAAUAAUGAAUGUGAAAAAAAUGUUGAGAAAUGAAAAAUUAUCUAUGUUCUAGUGUUUAGAAUGGAGCAUAAUCAUUAUUAUAUCUUAUUUUUUUCCCCCUCUUGGCAUAAAAAAAAUGAGAAGGGAAAUAUUUGAUGAUAACCUACACGUAAACACUGUACUAAUUCAUACACAGAACUGUAUAUAGCCAAAUAAUCAUUUUUUAAAGAUUUUGUAUUAAAUAAACAUAACAAAACAAUAUUAUGUUUUUGAUGUAAAAAACCACUGAUUAUAAUAAAUGCUUUUUUGUAUA
Messenger RNA from Clarias gariepinus (North African catfish), 1172 nucleotides. RefSeq lists its product as uncharacterized. The coding region runs from base 103 to 693 and encodes 196 amino acids. The record is from RefSeq and is a predicted model, not a curated record. Lineage: Eukaryota; Metazoa; Chordata; Actinopteri; Siluriformes; Clariidae. The transcript is spliced from 7 exons. Gene Ontology annotation, cellular component: membrane.